GGCGGAGACUCCCGCGAGCCGCCAAGUUACAACUCCAGGAAAUUGACUCAAGGCGCAAGGAGGGGAAAGCGCGCUUGUCGCGCUACGCUUCGAAGCUGCGAGUGGAGGGGGCCAAGCGGAAGCUUUGUGGCCGGGGGGCGCGGAGGAAAAAGCGGAGCUGGCGAGGACCCUCUUUGUUGUCCAGCCAAGUCCCACCGUGUCAAAGGGAUCUUACUCCCAAGUGAAGCGCGUCCUUAAUGAGGGCAAGAAACCUGCGCUGCCCUGUGUGCGUGCGUGCGUGUGUCUUUCUCCCAAAGCGGGAAUCGAGCCUGUUGUUGCUGUGGUUACAUUUUAAGGAGAAAACAAGGCACGGCUGCGGGGAACUUUUGUUAGUGUCGGGCCGCUUGCUAAGCAACCGAACGGAGCGCGCCAGGGCUGCCUGGGGUCAAAAUGUGGAGAAAUGUUGAAUGAAGCCGCAAUGUGACCUGCUUUUUCAAGGCUUGUAUUGCCUCCCCCCGCUCUUCUAGAAGCCGCGAUGAAGUGGCACAAGUGAGCCUCACCCCCACUUAUUUUUCUUUGCCCCGGGAGGUUCUUCUGCCACGCCACCCUGCAUCAGUCUGCCUUACCGGGGAUCACGGGAAUGUCCAACGUGGGAAGUGAUGGCUUUGAAUGGCAGCAGCUCCCCCAACAGGAGGAGGAGGAGGAAGAUGAGCUUGAGGAGGGUGCGGAUCAGGAUGGAGUCCCUGAUGUGGGAGAAAGCAAACUUGCAAGGGGCAUGGAUCAGUGGGAUGUCUUGUCCCCCCACGAGAUACCGGAGGACAACGGACUUCUGGAAGAGCUUAAGGACAACCAGGGGUUUUUGGCAGAAGGUGACUGGCGCUUUGACCUCGGUGAACUUCACGAUUUUGCAUGUGCAGGAGAGACCGACCGCAGGAGUCCCACUGACCCACACGAACAUCUAGAGGACAGUAGGAGCCCCGAAAACCAUGGCCUGAUUCCUACCUGGCGUCUGCACAGAGGCCCAGAGUUGGCCAUCCCAGAAGAUGACCAAGGUCUAGACAGCUCCCAGGAUCUAGACAAGCGAGGACAGGCGUGGUGUGCCAACAGCGAGGGAGAGUCCUACCCUGAACUUUCAUACGAGGGCCAGUAUGGGUCAGAGUAUAGCGCCAGUCCUGAGGCGCUGAGAAACUCUCUGGCCUUGUAUAAGUCCAGCAAAUCCUACAGUUUUACCUCUGAAGGUGAGGAUGAGGAAUUCUCGGAGAACUCCAACCUCAGCCCCUCUCCCUCUGGGCCUCCUCCGGAGUGCACCCACUUGAAAAUAGAUGCCUUUGAGACUCAGAGCCUACAGGGCGAAAGUCAGGAGUUUCCUGAGGAAACAGCGCUCACCUACCCAUCAAGGAGAAACCCUCGUGGGCUCAGUUCUCCGGCAGGCUCCACACACCGGAGUCAUAGCCCCUUGUCUGAAGAAGACCUUCAGAAUCCUCCUGGCAUUGAGGCCGAGAUCUUCCCAGAAUCCUCCUGGGUGGAGAAGCUGGGCCAACCUGUGGGAGCUGUUGUCAAGACGGCUGCUGCUUCCGGCAGAUCCAGAUCAGCUAAGCGCUUUCCUUUAACUGCGGCUAAACCCAAGGAGAGGCCUUUGGAUCUGAACGGGGCGAUGCAAGUGCCUCAUACCCUGAGGCAAGUUGGCUAUCAGCAGCGGGAAAGACUGUGGAAGCUGAAAGCGGAUGUGCCUCAUGGGCUUCCAUCCAAACUGAGCAGGCAGUCAAGGUCUCUGAGCCCACAGGGGAGGGCCGCUCGGGGAAAGGCAGGGGGGUCUGGUUCGAGCAAGCCCAUCCAAGCAAGUCAGGUGUCCCCGAUCAUGAGUGACACCUCGCGGUACGGCCGAGGGCAGCUCAACUACCCGCUUCCGGAUCUUUCCAAAGUGGAGCCUCGAGUCAGGUUCCCCAAGGACCCCCACAGCUACCAUCCGCCCCGGGGGAAGACUCUCCCGGCGAGGGCCAAAGAGUCGAGGAAGCCAGUGAUCUUCAAGUCCCCUGCUGAGAUUGUCCGCGAGGUGUUGCUGAGCAGUGGUGAGGGCUCCCUGCAGAAAUGCCCCACCAUUUCUGUCAUUCCUGAGGAAUUCAAAUCCCCAGAGCAAGCUACGGAGCUGGUACAUCAGCUUCAGGAGGACUACCACAAACUCCUGACAAAGUACGCUGAAGCUGAGAACACCAUUGACCGGCUACGUCUGGGUGCAAAGGUGCGCCUGUACUCUGACCCUCCAAAGCCCAGCCACGGGGUUCAGAUGGGGACUGUGUCUCAGGCCUCCAAGGUCAUGACCUUCACCAUCCCUCAGGUCAGGACAGUGGAGGUCACAGGGAGGUCUAGCCCAGCACUGGAUGUUGCUCGGAAUGAAGGGUUUCCUGGAGUGCAGGCGGGCUCCUUCUUCCUUCCCAAUUCCGCGAUCACAGACAUUCCUGGAGCGGACGGCUGCACCUCUGCAGAAACACCAAUUUCAGGAGAUCAUUUGACACGGCUGUUGGCUGCCCAAGCAAGCAAAUUUCAGACUCAGAUGGAAAACUUGGAGGAGUUGAUUCGAACUGGGAGGCUGCCGCUUCAGGACCAGCUAAAGGGGUUUGCAAGGCUAAAGGGAGCCCAAGGCACCCUGGAACAGGCAUACCUACAAGCUCGAGACGAAUUCCAGCAGCUGCAGAACAAUCAGCAACCUCUGGGGGUGGAAGAAGACUUUGAUCCUGACCGAGCGGUGGAAGGAGAGAUAUUCCAUCUGCAGAUGCACUUGGAGGAGCUGAAGGAGAGGAUUGGCCGGGCUUUGUGGGACCAGCCAAUUGCACAGAGCAGCACCGAGGCACCUCUCUCGACUCCCACCCAUUUUUCAGCGCAGCCUUCUGAGGCACAGAUGAGGUCGCCAGCGCCAUCUCUUCGAGCCCCAGUCCCGGCUGCCCGUACUGCGUACCCUCAGGUCCCUGUCCCCAAAAGCAGCCACAGCCGAGGCCAGGCAGAUGUAGAAGUGGGCUCCAUCAGCGAUGAGACCGGGGAGGAGGGAGAAGGCCUUCCUGAACCACUGCGGCACAUGCAGGUCCAAGUGGAGAAGGACUUUGAUCAGCUCCUGGACCAUUACAGCAGCUUCAAGUCUUUGCCCGAGGCUCUGAGCUUGGAACAGCUGGACCUCGGUGGACAUAACUUGCCCCCAGACGUAACAGAUGCUGCAGCCUCGGGGGACGUUGGGACAAAGGAAGGCUCACCCUUGACCGUGUCUAAAGAUGGCAAGGCUGCCCGCGUGUCUUCAGCAUCGCAGGAGCCUCAACGAAAGGAACCUCCUGAGCUGUUUUCAGGAAAGCCCCUGGAGCUAUCUCAACGGAUCAGCCGCUCACCAUCUGCCCCGGAAGAACUCGAGGCAGUCCCUCAGGAAUCAGCAGAGAAAAACAAGCCCUCUGCUGCUGUUCGCAAAGCAUCCUUGUCUAGGAGGCCGCAAGAGCACCUCUCGCCACAGAGCAGCAUGGCCGGUGUGACAGGCAGCGCUGUUCCCGAACACGUGGCCCGGAAGUCCUUGUGGAAGAACGAAACAAUAUUGCCCGAGGAUCCACGGCUUGUGUCCCCAGAGACGGACAGUGGAUUUGUGGGGUCAGAAGCCAGCAGGGUGUCCCCUUUGGCACAGACGCCAAAGCACCGUUCAACCCAGCUCAGGUCCCGUGGCAUGCUGGGAAAACCUGUUGGAGUAGCCUUCCAACCAACAUCUCCAAAGAAAGUGCCUGUUGCAAUGGAAAUGUUGAGGAUGAACACGUCGUCCAGGCACACACCACCAGAAGACGGUGUGCAGAGGUGCAGCCUGUCCAAAGGAACCCCAUUCCAGCUUCACUCCCCUCCCAGGUGGACAAACAGCAUUACCAGCGAGAUGGAUCCGGGCACAGAUGGCACUCUCACCGACUCUGAGGCUGAGGUGCCUGGUGGACUCGACCCUUACGAUACCCCUCCCGAUCAAGCGAGGCAGUCUCCUGUUUCCUCUGCCGAUUCGCUCUCUCCAGUCCGGACUCACCGCCACAGCCUUCUGGACUCCCGCUUGGAACGAGACCAGGCCAUCGCGGCUUUGCAGAAGGAAGUCUCUUGGCUGCGCCAGAGUCUGGAGGAGACCCUCCACCAGCCACACGGUGACCCAAACCGGGCAUCUUCCCCAUGCACUUCUACGCUCCGGGUGCCAUGCCAAGGCAGUGCCAGCUUCUCCACAAGUGCCAGUCCGAAGGGGUCUGACCACAUCCCCAUCUCAUCCAGUAGCCAAACGUCCAGGAAGAGCGCAGCUGCCUGUGAGGAUCCAGCUCUGAUCGAGGCAGACAGCUGGGCAAAGAAACCAUCGCUCCCACAAGACGGGACCCGGCUGGAUCUCAGCCCUUCAGAGUCUGACUACUCUCCACCAAAGCCCUGGAAAGGAAAGCGCCACGAAACCUCUGCUUCUAGAAUGAAAUCUCCAAAGCAGCCCAUCCUCCGAGGACCUUACACAGGAAUCCGGUACCCUGUUUUCAGUCCUGAAUCCCAAGAACCAAAGACCCUCAAAGGCUCUGCCCCCUGCCCGCAAUGCCAGGAUGCCAAGUCACAGCUUGAAGAAGAAUCCACAAGUGAGCCAGAAGCCAGAGACUCCAAAGGUUGCGACUCCCCAGGGGAUUCAUCCAGACCCUCCCAGCAAAAGACUCAAAAGAAGCCAGAAGGGCUCUGCCGUCUGUGCAAGGACGCUGGGAAACCAAAAAGUAAAGUUGUGCAUGGGAUAGACCAUGGCAAAGAGAACCCACUAGCGCAAAGCUCUGGAGCACAGCAGACCGUCAGCCGCCACCAUCAGCCACAGCAGCCUGGUCUCUGGUAUUGGGUAGUCCCGUCCCCUGCUUCGUCCAUCAGCUACGUCCCCACGAUUCCCCUGGCACCCUAUCCUCCAUCAUCUGUAACUUAUUGUUCUCCACUCAUGCCUCAAUCAACCUCCUCCCCAGCUGGUCCUUCUUACCACACCAGCAAGCACCAGGCUGCAGAGCCGAAAACCUGGACUUCUUGGCGCCAACCGCGAGAGGGUCCCUGUUGCUCUUUGGCGCUUGACUGCAGCAGCCUGCAGGACCUGAACUGGUCUCUGAGCCGUGCCGUGGGCGCCGCCAGGGAUAUGAAGCUCACCACCAAGCGGAUCAGCAGGUCUCUGGCUUCAGAUCUGAAUAAAGCGAGGUGUCUGCGAGGAUCCUGCCUCUUUUAGAAAGAGAGGAACCAAGAGGGGUGAAGGCCCUCUUCGCUGGAUUCAGCUGAAGUUGCAAAAUAAUAAUAAUUAUGGGUCCAAGGCACCCAACAUGUGAAGAAUUAGAGCCCUCUUAACUUUUUUGGAAGGCUGGCUGCCUCCAUCUUUGGGAGUCACAUUCUUGGAUGCCUCAACAGCCCUCAUGUGGAUUCCUGCAUGGGAGUUGAAAAGGGCCUCUAGGCCACAGGUCAGGAGUCUUCAAAGACUGCAAAAAGGGGGCUACUGCACGUAACCCUUUGUUUCUGCCCCUGGAAGAAGUGACAUCACUUCCCCUUUCUUGUAGCCGCCUCUGUGCCAUUCUUCAGGGCUUCUUCCGAGGUCAAAGGGCAGCAAAACUCCAAGCACUUCCGGGGAGGAAGAUGUGGUGUUUUCAUCGAACAGGGAUGACGAAAGAACAAUCAAUGACUGUACUUUUUUUUAAACAAAAAAAAAAAUGGGACACUGGUGGUAGCUUGAGUCUCUCUUUUUGGGAAGAGGCUUGGUGUACCCUCACGACAGCGCUAGAUCUUCCAGUUUAGGGUGUCCCGCACUUUCCCCGUUCCUCUUUGCUGUUCUCUCCUCACCCCAACCGUCUUUUUCCCUUAAUUCCUCUUGUCAGUGAGCUGUUCACUGGUCCCUCAGGACACAAAGCCUCUCCUGUCGCACAGAGGCGGCGAAGAUGGUACUUGCCUCCUCCUCUUUGCUUUAUUUAUUGUUCCAUUUAUUGUUAAGGAAACAAAGGAACAUAUGAAAGGAGGCAGCAACAAAUGCCUUGUUUGCCAAGAACCAUGCCUGCUCCUGCUGUGGAGUUAGUUCCAUUUUCGCGCCCCUCUUGGGAGCAAGGAUUGGUCCAAAGCUAUUCAUAGAGGACAAGGCGAUGUGCUCCCUCCCCGUCAAAGGCCUCUGAACACUGGAUGCUGAGAAUCACAAACAGGGAGAGGGCUCUUGCGCGCCGGUCCUACUUGCAGGCUUCCCAUUGGGGCAUCUGGUUGGUCACUGUGAGAACAGGAUGCUGAACAACAUGGGCCACUGGCCUAAUCCAGCAGGGCUCUUCUCAUGCUGAUCCUCUGACAGGAAGGCCCGCUUCUUCCACGUGGUUGAUGAAUUAAUUUCAUUCACUGUAAAUCUAUUAUAAGGCACCAUCACGGUGGAUUCCUGAUACGGCUCUGUCAUAUACUAUCAGUAAGCUCAGAGAGGGCCCCUAAACGCUUUGUGCUGAUCCUCGUAAGGGCUGGAUAUCUAUUGCAGCAACACUUACCUCAGGACUCUUGUGAUGCCCGUGUGUGUGUGUGAGAGAAAGAGUUUUAUUUUGCAAAGGGGUCAUUUGCAGCAGUCGGUCAUUUUUAAGAGCGAUGCAUUUUCUUCUGAAUAUAUAUUUCUUUACAUGCAUGGUUCCAAUUGCUGUGUGGUUCGGUACGGAAAAUAGAAGCAAACAUUGUGUGUCAA
Molecule: messenger RNA, 6664 nt
Organism: Rhineura floridana
Lineage: Eukaryota; Metazoa; Chordata; Lepidosauria; Squamata; Rhineuridae
Gene: AKNA
Product: AT-hook transcription factor
Exons: 23
Coding region: 620-5200 (1526 amino acids)
Biological process (GO): neuroblast delamination; neuroblast division in subventricular zone; epithelial to mesenchymal transition
Cellular component (GO): centrosome
Source: RefSeq, a predicted model, not a curated record